Peronospora belbahrii is the source of this 531-nucleotide messenger RNA. The record is from the annotation of a GenBank genome assembly. NCBI's taxonomy places the organism in Eukaryota, Oomycota, Peronosporomycetes, Peronosporales, Peronosporaceae.
AUGCCGAUCCGUCAAUUUCAAGUCGUUGGCCGUAAGGCACCAACUGAAAAGGAACCCAACCCGCCUGCAUACCGUAUGAAGCUCUUUGCACCAAAUCCGGUGCUAGCUCAGUCUCGCUUUUGGUACUUUUUGCAUCAGAUGAAGAAGAUGAAAAAGACUACGGGCGAGAUUCUGGACAUUAACGAGCUGACAGAAAAGAACCGUCGUGUUAUUAACAACUAUGGUAUCUGGAUCCGAUACAACUCGCGCAGUGGCACUCACAACAUGUACAAGGAGUACCGUGAUGUGACUCUUUGUAGAGCUGUGGAGCAAAUGUACGCAGAGCUUGCUGGCCGUCAUCGUGCUCGUCCUCGUUCGAUCCAGAUCAUGCGCACUGCAAUUGUUGCUGCCAAGGACACCCAGAAGCUGACCGUGCAGCAGUUCCACAACUCGAAGAUCUCGUUCCCGCUGUCUCACCGUCUACCGCGUGCUGCUGAGAAGGACCACAAGACCGUCUUCAAGGCUUCGCGCCCGUGCACUUUCCGCGGUUAA